Molecule: messenger RNA, 983 nt
Organism: Larimichthys crocea (large yellow croaker)
Lineage: Eukaryota; Metazoa; Chordata; Actinopteri; Sciaenidae
Product: poly(rC)-binding protein 2-like
Exons: 9
Coding region: 237-977 (246 amino acids)
Molecular function (GO): RNA binding
Source: RefSeq, a predicted model, not a curated record
GUUGAAUUCAUUUUGUCUUUUGUGCCAAGCAGAAGAGUGGAGUCCGAUCGAACAGCGGUGUCUCUUCCCUCUUCCCCGGAUCCUUUUAAAACUCCCUCCCGAACCUCUCCCCUCUUACCCUUUACCACCCUACCCACCCCCUGAACACUCUUCAAGGGACGGUUCGGACAUCCAGCCAGUGACCAAAGACUUUGUUGGCCAGUUUUAAAGCAAGCGUGGAUUCAGCAGCUGCAGCAAUGGACUCAAGUCUGGUCGAAGGAGGACUUAAUGUCACCUUAACUAUCAGGCUACUCAUGCAUGGGAAGGAGGUUGGAAGCAUCAUUGGCAAGAAAGGAGAAUCUGUGAAGAAGAUGAGAGAGGAGAGUGGAGCUCGGAUUAAUAUCUCAGAGGGGAACUGCCCGGAAAGGAUCAUAACCCUCGCAGGACCCACCACCUCCAUUUUUAAAGCCUUCUCCAUGAUCAUUGAGAAACUGGAGGAGGACAUUAGCACCUCAAUGACUAACAGUACGGCCACCAGCAAACCACCGGUCACCAUGCGCCUUGUUGUGCCUGCCAGUCAGUGUGGCUCGCUUAUUGGCAAAGGUGGCUGCAAGAUCAAGGAGAUCAGAGAGUCAGCAGGAGCUCAGGUACAAGUAGCAGGGGACAUGUUGCCCAACUCAACAGAGCGUGCCAUCACCGUUGCAGGGACCCCACAGUCCAUUAUCGAGUGUGUCAAGCAGAUCUGUGUCGUCAUGCUUGAGUCUCCACCAAAGGGAGUGACCAUCCCGUACAGACCCAAACCCUCAGGCUCUCCUGUCAUCUUUGCAGGUGGUCAGGCAUACGCUGUCCAAGGGCAGCACGCCAUUCCACAGCCUGAUGUAAGUGAAGGGCCCUCUGUAAGUGAUCCAAUAUAUUUGCAACUUCGGUCCUGGGAAGCCAUGCCACCUUCUUAUUUCAUCCCUCUGACUUUAUUUAUUUUUUUAACCACCACUGCCUGACGCAUA